Molecule: messenger RNA, 941 nt
Organism: Quercus lobata
Lineage: Eukaryota; Viridiplantae; Streptophyta; Magnoliopsida; Fagales; Fagaceae
Gene: ACD11
Product: Glycolipid transfer protein (GLTP) family protein
Exons: 4
Coding region: 113-730 (205 amino acids)
Biological process (GO): intermembrane lipid transfer; ceramide transport
Cellular component (GO): membrane; cytoplasm; cytosol
Molecular function (GO): ceramide 1-phosphate binding; ceramide 1-phosphate transfer activity
Source: RefSeq, a predicted model, not a curated record
GAAUGUACUUCUAUUCCAAUUCAAACAACAAGCGAACAACGAACAAUAACAGGAAACCAAGCAAACAACAUUGUUCUCUCAUCUUUCUCAGAACACAACCAAAGUUAACCAAAUGGCUGAUAACAACCAUAAGCCUCUGAGGAAAAUCUCCGAGUCCUUCAAGGAGCUCGAAGCCACCGUGAAUUCCCAGACCCCAGAUGACAUCGAUGUCGCGUCUUUCUCUCGAGCCUGCUCUCUCAUCUCGCCUCUCUUCGGUUGCUUGGGCAUCGCCUUCAAGUUCGCCGAGAUGGACUACGUCGCCAAGGUGAAUGAUCUGGUGGAGGCAUCGAAGUCAAUUGGGACAUUGCAGGCUAUGGUUGAGCGAGAUGUAAAAGCCAACACUGUGAAGAAAGGUGGGAGUCACACCAGAAAUCUCUUGCGAGUCAAACGUGGGAUCGACAUGGUUAAGGUUCUCUUUGAACAAAUUAUAGUUACUGACGGAAAUUCCCUGAAGGAUGCAGCUACUAAGGCUUAUGCACAGGUAUUUGCUCCCCAUCAUGGGUGGGCUAUCAGGAAAGCUGUAGCAGCAGGGAUGUAUGCCCUUCCUACAAAGGCACAGCUAUUGCAGAAGCUCAAUGAAGAUGAGCCGUCAGCAAGGAUUCAAAUGCAAAGUUACAUUACUGCAUCAGCUCCUGUAAUCCUGUACAUUGACAAACUCUUCCUUACAAGAGAUUUGGGUGUAGAUUGGUAAACACUAGUUGUUAGAUUUAUUUGACAUAAUCAAUUUCUAUCUAUUCGAAUAAGGUCGAAAUUAUGAAUUUCUAUCAAAUUCCACAAAGUUAUUGUAUAUCAUGACAGGUGUUUAUGGGAGUCGGUGUUGUAUGUUGCUUGCAAAUGGCCGAGUUUGUACAAUGCUAUUUAUUACCUUAAAUGAAUAUUUGGAAUAGUGUCAGCUUAAUCCA